AUGUCCAGGUUCGAGAAAUCAUUGUAUGACCUGAUUAAAGGUCUGAGAAACCACAAGGGUUCUGAGGAAGACUAUAUCCAGAGCAGUCUUCGAGAAUGUAAAGCUGAAAUUCGCUCUCAAGACAUGGACAAAAAGGCUACAGCUCUUUUGAAGCUAGCGUAUCUGGAAAUGUUUGGAUAUGAUAUGUCCUGGGCGUCCUUCAAUGUUCUAGAAGUGAUGUCAUCCCCCAAAUUCCUUAAAAAAAGGGUUGGCUAUCUCGGCGCUCUACAGAGCUUUAGGCCCGAGACUGAAGUCCUCAUGCUUGCUACUAAUCUACUCAAGAAGGAUAUUGUAUGCCCCAAUCUGCAGAUAAUCUCCCUUCCUUUGAUUACUCUUCCGAAUAUCAUAACUCCGGCUCUCGCCAUGUCACUGCUUUCCGAUGUCUUAUCCCGGAUAUCUCACUCCAAUCCCUCCAUCCGAAAGAAGGCAGUGGUAUGCUUGUACCGGCUUGCAUUGGUUUAUCCGGAGGCUUUAAGACUAGCAUGGCCCAAAUUAAAGGACCGCUUGAUGGAUGAUGGAGAGGACAGCAGUGUUACCACUGCUGUACUUAAUGUCGUAUGCGAGCUUGGAUGGCGGAGACCUCAUGAUUUCCUUCCACUUGCCCCACGGUUCUUCGAAUUGCUCGUAGAAGGGGGUAACAACUGGAUGGCCAUAAAGAUCAUAAAACUUUUCGCAACUUUGACGCCCCUAGAACCAAGGCUUGUCCGAAAGCUUAUUCGGCCGCUCAUAAACAUUAUCCAGUCAACCACGGCUAUGUCAUUACUUUACGAAUGCAUCAACGGGAUUAUUCAAGGCGGCAUUUUAGAGGGCGAAGGGGCGCUAGAGGACUCACAUGAGAUUGCGGACAUCUGCGUGUCAAAGCUCCGAGGCAUGGUAGUUACGGAUUCUGAUCCCAACCUCAAGUAUGUAGCGCUACUCGCAUUCAGCAGGAUUGUAGUAUCUCAUCCUCACCUGGUCUCGAUGCACCAGGAUGUCAUAAUGAACUGCCUGGAGGACGCGGAUAUCUCUAUUCGGCUUCAGGCCCUGGAGCUGGCGACUCGUAUGGCCGCAAAAGACACGCUUCAACCUGUUGUCGAACGACUUAUUGGCCAGCUCGAGGACGCCCAACGACAUACAAUCACGGGAAGUGGUUCAGACGCCGAAGAUGCCGAAGGUGCCGCAGAGUCAGCCGAUUACGUCGAAGGCAAAGAGCUACGGAACAACAAGGCCUACGUUCUUGUUCCUGACGACUAUCGGAUCGAGAUUUUGCAUCGCGUCUUGGACAUCUGUUCCUACGACAACUAUUCAAGACUAAUCGAUUUUGAUUGGUAUGUCAAUAUACUGAUCCGACUGGUGAGACACCUUCCCACCAAUGCUGGAGAAAAAUCUGUGUAUCAAGCUCUUGAAAGUGACUCUAAGGACGACGCGGCAAGCCGAAUUGGAUUGGAGAUGCGAAACAUUGCUGUUCGCGUUAGGAACGUUCGAAUGGAAGCAACGAGAGCCGCUGAAUUCUUGUUGCUCACCGAUAACAGACCAUCGGUGUUCGCGAAUAUUCCUAUUGUACACAACGGCCUACUCGGUCCGCUGGCUUGGAUUGUUGGGGAAUAUGCCCAGUAUCUUUCGUUUCCCGGCCAGACACUCCAGUCGCUAAUCGAUGUAUCUACCAUGUUCCUGCCUGGGAGUGCCCUUACACUUUUCGUCCAGGCAGUUCCAAAGGUUCUGGCUCGCAUCAUCAAUGAUAAUGAGAAAGCAUGGAGCCUAGCGCAGAGGAGUGAAGUCUCCCUUUUUCUGGCGCGGAUCGUGGAGUUCCUAGAAGCCCUCGCGGCUCAUCCGGACCUAGAGGUACAGGAAAGGGCUAUUGAAUUCCUAGAAAUCAUGCGGCUUUCUGCCGAUGUGAUGCAUACAGGCACACAGCAAACACAAAUGCCCUACUUGCUGUCGUCGGUUAUUCCCGGUCUGUUCUCUGGGCUCGAGCUGAAUCCGGUAGCACCAAACGCACAGAAGAAAGUUCCUCUGCCAGACCAACUUCGCCUGAAUAUACCGUUCAAUGGCAACGUUCGCAGGCUGUUUGAUGAUGACCAUGAUGGUAACUACGCACAGUACAAUGACUUUUAUUAUGUCCGGGAGACUCAGCUGCCGACCAAACCGCGAAGCGGGCUCAGCAUGGUGGGAGUACAGCCGAAUCUCUAUUACCAGGGCCCAAAUGCCUAUGAAGCAGCUACUACGAGUUUGCGGCCGAAGGUAGAUUGGAAGCAACGCAACAAAGAGGAUCCGUUUUACAUCGGCGCUGACGAGCAGAAUGGUGUAGCAGCACCAGUGGAAGACCGAGCGCCGCGUACUGUGAACAAUGAGGUCUUGGAUGUCGACUCAAUCCCAAUAGUUGAUCUAAAGAUAGGCAGGGUUGAAGGCCCAUCUACACCCGCAACCGCCUCAUAUGAUGCUCGGGGCAAAUCGGUCGGACAACCCAAAAAAUACGAAGUCAUUCCAGACGAAAUAAUUGGGCUCGAGGCAACAGCUGGUUUCGAUUCUCCUGAUGAGCCCGCGAAGGUGAAGAGGAGUUUACUGCAAGUUGACUCCAGUGGUCUCAAGGAUUUUACUCUGGCAGAGGAUGAACUCACUAGCAUGGGUGAGGUGAUUGGAAAGGCUGAGGAUGAUGUAGAGAUGGCCACAGCAAUGAGGAAAAUCGAGAAAAUACGACUGGAAAUGCAGCGAGCGUCUGAGCGUGUAGAGCUCGAAGGUUCCCCUUCAGAUGGGACGCUUGUUAAGAAACGAAAGAAGCCAAAGAAAUCCAGUCAUGGUAGGGCUCGCGGAGUUGACUCCUUCCAGAAGAAAGACAGCCACACAGAGCCUGGCAAUAAUUCGUCGUCGGUGCAAAAGAAAGCAAGGAAAAGAAGAGAGGGGCCGCCGAAAGAAUAA
This is a messenger RNA of Aspergillus mulundensis, 2934 nucleotides long. Its product is annotated as putative AP-3 complex subunit delta. Gene Ontology annotation, cellular component: endosome membrane; AP-3 adaptor complex; membrane coat. The record is from RefSeq and is a predicted model, not a curated record. Gene Ontology annotation, biological process: Golgi to vacuole transport; protein targeting to vacuole. Bases 1 to 2934 code for a protein of 977 amino acids. The transcript has 5 exons. Lineage: Eukaryota; Fungi; Ascomycota; Eurotiomycetes; Eurotiales; Aspergillaceae.